Polypterus senegalus (gray bichir) is the source of this 7254-nucleotide messenger RNA. Its product is annotated as potassium voltage-gated channel subfamily A member 5. Gene Ontology annotation, biological process: protein homooligomerization; potassium ion transmembrane transport. The transcript has 2 exons. The coding region runs from base 79 to 1764 and encodes 561 amino acids. Gene Ontology annotation, cellular component: membrane; voltage-gated potassium channel complex. Gene Ontology annotation, molecular function: delayed rectifier potassium channel activity; protein binding. The record is from RefSeq and is a predicted model, not a curated record. Lineage: Eukaryota; Metazoa; Chordata; Cladistia; Polypteriformes; Polypteridae.
GCGCUUGUUCAGAAGGAACAUUUCCAGCUCGGAAGGCACCGUUACGGGUGUUACUGAUGAAUAUUUAAUGGAUCCGGAAUGGAGCUAGCAUUGGUAAGUUUUGAAAACGGUGGUGCCACAGCCAUCGGGAGUUCAGGCAGAGCAGGCAUCCUCAACCUGCCCCAAGACUCCUUUGAACAAUCUCCGGUAAACGAGGACCACAACAAAGAGAUCAACACUUGCACUGAUUUAAAUCACGACGACUGGAAAAUGAACGACAUGAAUGAUACGUGUAGCACGAGCGAGAAUGCUGUUGAUGUUUUGUUAAGGGCUGAUCACAGCCCCCAUCUUUUAGAGGAGGAUACCCUGGAGAUGGAUAUGGACAACGAGAGCAGCGAGCGGGUACUGAUCAACAUUGCUGGUCUCCGUUUCGAAACGCAACUGGGCACUCUCAACCAGUUCCCAGAUACUUUACUAGGAGACCCCGAUAAAAGAAUUAAGUUCUUUGAUCCGCUUAGAAACGAGUACUUUUUUGAUCGGAACCGACCCAGUUUCGACGGGAUAUUGUAUUUUUAUCAGUCGGGUGGGAAAAUCAGGAGACCAGUUAACGUGUCCAUCGACGUGUUUGCGGAUGAAAUCCGCUUUUAUCAGUUGGGAGAAGACGCGAUGGAGAGGUUCAGGGAGGACGAAGGUUUCAUUAAAGAAGAGGAGAAACCUUUGCCUCAGAACGAAUUUCAGAAACAGGUGUGGCUCAUAUUUGAAUAUCCCGAAAGCUCCAGUCCCGCUCGAGGAAUUGCCAUUGUGUCAGUGCUUGUCAUCCUCAUAUCUAUUAUAACGUUCUGCUUGGAAACCUUGCCAGAGUUCAGGGAUGAGCGAGAAUUACCCCCGGCCAUCAGGAAAACUAAUUCCACACAGGCACCCCAGUCAAAUACGCUUUCUGAUCCCUUCUUUAUUAUUGAAACAACCUGCGUAAUUUGGUUUACUUUUGAGCUGAUAGUAAGAUUUUUUGCCUGCCCCAGUAAAUCUGUGUUUUCCAAAAACAUUAUGAACGUUAUUGACAUUGUGGCAAUUUUUCCUUAUUUUAUUACCCUGGGCACCGAACUGGCAGAGCAACAAGUAAACAACGGACAGCAGGCGAUGUCCCUGGCGAUCUUGAGGGUGAUUCGACUUGUAAGGGUGUUUAGAAUUUUUAAGCUCUCCAGACACUCCAAAGGACUCCAGAUUCUGGGCCAGACUUUAAAGGCUAGCAUGAGAGAACUGGGCCUUUUAAUUUUUUUCUUGUUUAUUGGCGUCAUUCUUUUCUCCAGUGCUGUUUACUUCGCCGAGGCGGAUGAGCCUGAGUCUCAUUUUUCCAGCAUCCCAGAUGCUUUCUGGUGGGCUGUGGUAACCAUGACAACAGUCGGCUACGGAGACAUGAGACCUAUUACUGUCGGGGGAAAGAUUGUGGGCUCGCUUUGUGCGAUCGCCGGUGUCUUGACCAUCGCCCUGCCGGUGCCGGUCAUCGUGUCCAACUUUAAUUACUUUUACCACAGAGAAACAGACCAGGAGGAGCACACUAUGCUAAAGGACGAGCCCAGCAGCGGGCAAGCUACCCCAUGUAACGAACUCAGAAGGAGUCGGAGCAAAAGUUCACUAAACAAAUCAACCGAACACUUAGAGGUGAAUGAGGGAGUCAAAAACGGACGAUCCGUGGAGAAAGCCAGCUUGAAAGCCAAUAGCAACAUGGACAUUAAACGCUCCCUUUACGCACUGUGUUUGGACACAAGCAGAGAGACCGACCUAUAGAGCACUUCGCCACAUUAACUACAUAGAUACUUUAGAUGGUGUUUGAUAUUCGAGAUUACUUAUUUAUUUUUCUUUUCAUAGUACCCUUUAUAUCAAACACAUUUAUGGUAAAGAGUGCUGUUGGCGAUUGAAGGUGGGAAACAGGGGCUAACAGAUCCAACAGGUUUACAGUCGCGUCGUGUGUGUACGAAUGGACACAGUUAUGUAAUAACUAGGUUUGCAGUUCAUAUAGAAUCAUUGAUCACUGGAGCUAAACUCUUGAAUAGCCUAUCUGAAGCACACCGAAAAUGGACUUUGCACUUAAAAGCAACACGAGGCAAACUCGUUUUGUGGUAUUCGUUUUGAGGAGCAGUAUUCUAGCAUGUAAAUAACAAACACGUAUAUUUUGUGAACAAAUGUUAAUAUAACGUUUAAGCAUAUAUUUUAAAUAACGAUGUGUAAUUUUUUUAAAGGAACGAAGCCUCUGAUACAAAUUCAUACGCUUUACAGCAGUAGCACAUACAACAUAUGAAAAAUCUUUUGUAUUGUCAAUAUUACUUAUUUCAUGCAAGUCUGCGCAUUAGUGUGAAUUCUACUUUGUGGUCUUCUGGUGCUGUCCGAUUUAAACUCUGAAAAGAAAAAAAAAAUAUUAACAGAAUUCGUUUGGUCUUAUUCUCUUGUUAUAGUUGAGCCUUAACCUUGUUAAGAUGUGCGACCAAUCUCUUAAGUGUGAGCGGAUGAUUCUGGUCUUUGUCUAGCACUGUGCACGCUGUAAGUUACGGAGUCCAGCAUUUAGUAGGCAACAGUUGGCUAUACAUAUCAAAUACGAGGCGGGCACGCACACACACCUAGCGUGUUUCCUGGGCCUGACGUUUUAUAUUUCUUUCCUUACAACGAUAUUUAUUCAUUUAUUAAGAGAUAAUAUAUGACGAUCGGGGCAGAAGCAGAAACGCGCACUUUUUUAUAUGCGGUAAAUUACUUUUUUACAGUCACAUAAUAACUCUAAAUACUUGUGUUUGAAAACUGUACGGAUUUCCGAGAAGAAGGAGUUGCACUUUUUUUCUGACAAAAUGUAUCUAUUUUGGCUGGAACCUGUUAUUGUGAACUUCAUCACAAGAAACAAUUUAAAGUUUUGCAAACGCCUUCAUCUGGGUGAUGUUUCAAAUGAUAUUUUACAGUGUGUAUUUUUUAAUGGGAAAAGAAUGCUUCAGAGGGCACAAGGAACAAGCAUUUGCCCCUUUCAAGCAGCCGUGCUAAACACAGGGGAAAAAAACUGCUGACCUAAACGGUGAUCAGGAAAGGAAAGAAAGUGGCUUCGUGGGUAAAGACGCUCGCUCUGAUGCACUUUACAGCCUGCCUCGGAACCUUUACGGGGUUUUGAACUUUACAUCUGACCCACGGCAUUGAACAAGACGUGCAGAAACAACAAGAAAACGUGAAACGUGCUGAGAUACAAUGAAAUCCCCCGUCGCCGCACAGCUGGUAACGGACUAGAGAUAUUGUGCCAGCUGAAAAUGCCAAGGUACACAUUCCACAGUAAAAGACAUAACCUCAUUGUGCUGCGGGAAGAAAUCCUGUUCAUCUGAAUUACGCAUGGGAUGCAGCAAGUCACUAUGAAGAUACUACUGGAACCUGUUUUGGCUAUAAAAUGAUUAUAGAAUGUUGAAAGAUAUCAUUUGUUUAAAAAAUGUUUGGGAUUUGAGUCUAUGUGGUUAGAGAAUAUGUUUAGGGUUUUCAGUUUUUGAGGUUUUUCUUUAUGUUUUAGAUGAAUAGGUCUAACCAUUCAGAAAUGUCCCUCAGGGAAUAUUGAAGAUUUCCACAGCCACACGUAAACUUUGCAAAUCAAGCUCAAACACCAAACUGCAUAACAAACAAGUUAUUUGAAACUUCCCUCCAAAAUAUAUGGAUAUGCUUGCUAAAAUGGUGCCUUUCUUAAUCUACUUUCUAAAGUACAAAAGACCAAUAUUGUAUCACUGCCAUUGAACAGCUGGGCUUUCAGAGAAUUGUAAGGGAGAUUAGGUACUUGUGGAAUUGAUAUAUUCUCCAGCCUGACUUCUUUUAAAUGAUUAGCUCUCUUUAGAGGCACAAUUUCGUCACUUUAAAUCAAAAGAAUACAAAGUAUCCUACAGUAUCUUUAAAAGAUACUGUAUCUUUUUUGACAAUCAAUGACUACAAAUCUACAAACAUUCCUUAAUAAAAAUGACUGCCGUUGCACCUAUUUACGCACUCAACUUGUUUUGAGUGACUUUAUAGCACAUGAUUUUCCAAUGGCAGAUGUCAUUGGUUGAUUGUUUUCAAAUUGGGAAACUAGAAGUCUGAUAGCAUUUAGCCAAUGCAAAAGAACAAAUGUUUCAACUUCAGUUGCACGUUAAUUAUUACUUGAUGCUAGAGGCACAAAACUGGAUUUGGGAACCCUUUUGGAUAAAUCUUUAUAAAAAAACAAACAUUAAUUUCUUUGUUCAUGUAAACUACACUCAAAAGAUUAUGAAAACUCCUCACUGGCUAUACCUAUAAGUUUGAUUCUUUUAAAGCAGUCUUUCCUUGAGGCUUCAUUUAGAAGGCGUGUGUGUUUUUAGGGUCUAAAUUCACAUUCUCCCCAUGUGAGGUGAGUAGAUGGCUACAAAAGUAUGAGACACUGCCAUCAGUGGUUUCAAGUAGCCCAUUAAAUACAGAAUGACAGCUGGGCACCAGAGGGGACCAUAAUCCUCAGCACACUGGACAUAGUAACAGGAUCUUUGGACUUAAGACAUUGAUCUGACAUUCAAACACAGCAACAUACUGUACUGUGCUGUCAAUCUUUAACGUCCCAUAUGUAAGUAAAAUGCAAAUGAUCCUGAUGUUUCAAAUAUAACUAUGUGUUAGAUUCAUAUCAGACAGAACAGGAUCAAUAAUGGCAUUAAUCUCAUUAGAGUGUGGUUCUCACGCUCAUCUUUGAGGAAAUCCAUUGUGGUUACAAACCUUCAUAGCAAACAAUUUUCUAAUCAGUGACUUGUUUCCAAUUUUAACUUAACAUUGUUUAUUUAGCUGGGCCUUUUUUCUUUUUAUUCUCUUUUAUAUUUCUUAACUUUUUAAGAGUUUUAUUUGCCAACCCCUUUCCUAAAACGCUGCAGCUGAACCCUGUUUUUAUUAUAACCAAUUUUCACUUUAAAGACUAAUUCUUGUGGCUACAGAACAAGGAAUUUAAUUUGAUUUUUGGUGACUUAUGUGUGUUUUCUGCCUGCUUUGUUAGAACAGUAUAUUUUACUUUUCUGGUAAAACCAAUGAAAUGUUUUAUAGAGAAGAAGAAUAGCAGUUACUCAUCGUUUCAUCCCGUCUUUCCUAACACUGAUUAAUGCAUAUAAUUAAUCAUGAUUAAUACAUACAAUUCAAAUUUUCCAAAAUUAGCCAUUUAGACUUGGCUACCCUUUUUUGUUCCUGCUUGUUAAUUAAUUGUCUAGUGUUUAAGAAAAAUAUCUUUAACAUUCAAGUGAAUUAAAAUUUAAUUAAUAAAGGAGAUUAUGAAUAUGUUCCUAUGCAUUAAAAGCCAUGACAGAAAAAAGGUAACUUUCUACAUUUCAAAAACAAAUCAAAGUUUGAUUACUUUUCAUUUCUGAUAUUACAGAAGGAAAGGUAUCAGAUAAAACAAGAACUUUAUAUAACGACAAGGAAAGGAUAAGCAGGUUAGAAAGAAAGAUGGAUGGACAAAUGGACUGACAUUAGUUCAAGACUCUAAUUUGAGCCAAAACUUGCAAGCCAAGAGCUUUUCCUUUAUUUUCUUAUAAAUUCACUUUACCUCUGUGGAACUAGUGACAAUUAGAGAGGAGCAGACACACAUGCAUAAAAAAGAGGAGCAAUCUCCAACUAUUUACUUAUUUAGGAAGUAAUUGUAUCAUUAAACAAAAUAAAUAAGAAGGAAACCUGAGAAAAAAAUAAUAUGUACUCAUAUAUAAAAUGCUUUUGUUAAAUUUCAAUUAAAAGUGAAUAAACCCUUUUGGCAAUUUAUGACACAGUAGAAGGAGAAGCAGGAAAAUAAGCCAAAAUUGAUUGUACAGGAAUUUUUUAGCCAAAGUGUUACCCAAGAGCUGAGCCUGAGAACCACAGCCAUAAAACCAAAUUGGUACCAGAGAAAUUACAAUUAUGCUAGAUUGGCAAAUAGUGAUUGAGGUUUAAAGAUUCAUCAAAUAUCAAAAACUAGCAGAAACAUUUAUGUUCCGCAAUUAUUUUCUUCAUAUAUCACUAACGCAGGAUACAAAAUGUGGCCAUCUCAAACCUUUAGGGUCCUAGUAGCUGGGUAUUUCCUGUGGGGAGUUUUCUUUGUGCAUGUGUAGGAGUCUUUUGAUAUCUCCAGUUUUCUUCUGCAGUCAGAAGACAUACUUUUAUAACUUAAGACCAAUUUUGACAAGAACAGGCUUCUUAGCCCAACAGGCUUAAGAUUCUUUGCAUCUUCAGUCUACCCCAGUGUUAGUGUGUAUAGCCAUGUUUGUAUGAAACUCAUGAUAGGAACUAAUGCAGAGAAAUACCUGCCUUGUGCCAGGUGCUGCCAAUGUACGUACUCACUCGCUGUGAACAUGAAUUAAAAAAAUGGGUUAAAAAAAUGGAUACAUUAUAUUAAACAAAUGUGCACAAAAACAAUUAAAAUGACUAUUAUAAUGUGAAGUAGUAAAACAUACUAUUGCAAUGAAAUACACUGAUAGAAAUAUUCUGACACAAUGGUAUUUUUGGAAAGCCCUUAGAUAACAAAAAUUGUAUUUUUAAAUCUUUGUAAUGAACUACAGUGCUGUACUUAUAAUCCUGUACACUUUAGUAAAAUUAUUGUGUCAUCAAAUAUGUAAACAGUACCUUGAUGUAACAAUCAACAGAGAAAUAUACAGCAUUAAACAAAACCAUGUAGAACAUAAGUUGAUAUCCUAGAACAUAGGAAGUUUACAAAAAGAUAGGAGACCAUUCAGUCCAUCAGACUUUUUAAGAUAACUAAUAGCUAAGCUGUCUCAAUAUGUUAUCCAGGUUUCCACUUCUGUAGUUUGUUUCAGAUUCCCUCAACUCUUCUGCUGUAAAGGUACUUUAAGUUUUUUUUUUGUAAUUGCUUCUGUACAUUGCCUAGAGAAUAAUGACUUAACCUAAAUCCCUAAAUUAUGUUAGGGGAGAGCUUCCUGUAGAACAAUGUCACUCAUCUUGCAUUUAUAAUGAAUACUUAUUUUGCCUGAGUGUAGCACUCUACACUUUCUACUGUAUUAAAUUGCACUUUCCAAAUAUUUAUUUUUUCAUAUUUAUGGCAUACAAUAAUUUGCCAUGGGCAAUAGUGUUCUUAAGUGGAGCAUUUUAAUUUUUAUUUGGUGCAUACAUGAAAAAAAUCUUUUGAAAAUUGGUGAAUAUGUCCACUGUGAAGUAGCAAAGGUUUUAAUUUCAGAAAAUAUGCCUUCUGUGUUUCUAGGAAUGUUUAUGACAACCAAAACUACACAUAGUACUCUAGAUGAGGCCCCAUCAGUGCAUUAUAAAGCUUGAGCAGAACCUCCUUAGAUUUGUACUCUACAC